ACCUGCUAAUGCCCGUUACUCAGAACUCAGACUCAUACACUGCAGAUACACAUUCAACCGGUGGAAUUGAGGAAACUUCAAGUUAAGGGGUUAUUUCUUCUACGCAACAUUGGGAAAUAUUGUAUUUAAGAAUUAAAUACAUACAGUAGAGUACAAUGGUUUCUUUCAGAGUUAUAUUUUUACCAGAAAACAUGUCGUGUAACUUUUAAUUUUGACUGGGUCUGACUUGGACUUACCGAAGCGUUCAUAAGUUGUUUUACAUGCUGCCUUUGACGCAGAAAGCCGAGCUGUGGUCUUGGAGACUUUUCAGAAAUUAUGAAGACCAAUUUUACGAACAUUUUUUGUUGGAUGAUAUUGCAUAAUGCGUGAAUGAUUCUCGAUUUAUUUCAAAUGAGCUACUUUAGCUUUCAGUGAGAACAAGGAGCUAAUUUGAAGAAAAACAAUUGAAACUUAUUGAAACCGUACGUCAGAGAUACACUGACUAGAAAGUGGACAUACAAUGACAAGCUGUUGGUUUGCCUUUGUGGGUUUGUGGUGGAGCGCUUAUUGCAUGUUCCUUAUUGCAGGUAGCAAUUAUUUAUUCGAUGGGAACAACGAGGUACACCCAAGUUUCAUUCACCGGCGGUUGCGGACUCACGAAAAGAGAGAGAUGCAGAAGGAGAUCCUCUCCAUCCUUGGACUUCCACACAGACCAAGACCGCAUCUGUCACAUGGAAAGUACAACUCCGCUCCGCUCUUCAUGCUGGAUCUUUACAAUACGAUAUCCAGCGAGGAGAAAAACGAAGUGGAGGGCAUGUUGGAACAGUACCAGUCCAUGUACACCACCCAAGGUCCCCCUUUGGCAACAUAUCAGGAGAAUGCCUUCCUAAAUGACGCCGACAUGGUGAUGAGCUUUGUCAAUUUGGUGGAGGACGAUAGAGAGCUGUCGCCACACAGACGGCACCACAAGGAGUUCAAGUUCAACCUGUCCCAGAUCCCAGAGGGAGAGGCUGUCACCGCCUCCGAGUUCCGCCUCUACAAGGAGUGUGUGAGCCGGACCUUCCGCAAUGAGACCCUCCUGCUCAAUGUCUACCAAGUGGUACAGGAGCACCCCAACAGGGAAGCAGACCUGUUCCUGCUGGAGUCUCGCAGGCUGUGGGCGGCCGAGGAGGGCUGGCUGGAGUUUGACAUCACGGCCACCAGUAACCUGUGGGUGAUGAGUCCCCACAACAACAUGGGCCUCCAGAUCAGAGUGGAGACCAGCAGUGGGCGGAGCAUUAGCUCCAAGGAGGCGGGACUAGUUGGGCGUGACGGAGCGCUGGAGAAGCAGCCCUUCAUGGUGGCCUUCUUCAAAGUUAGCGAGGUGCACAUCCGCACCGCCCGCUCCACCAACAAGAACCGCAACAAGAACCGCAACCGCCCCACACAGCCCCAGGAAGGAGGCUCCAGGGGCCCAAGCCCAGCAGAAUACAACAGCAGUGACCAGAAGACAGCCUGUAGGAGACAUGAGCUCUACGUCAGCUUCCGGGAGCUGGGCUGGCAGGACUGGAUCAUUGCACCUGAGGGCUACGCAGCCAACUACUGUGACGGAGAGUGCUCCUUCCCCCUCAACGCCCAUAUGAAUGCCACCAACCAUGCCAUUGUGCAGACACUGGUCCACCUCAUGAACCCGGAGAACGUGCCCAAGCCCUGCUGCGCCCCCACCAAGCUGCACGCCAUCUCCGUGCUCUACUUCGACGACAACUCCAAUGUCAUCCUGAAGAAGUACAAGAACAUGGUGGUGAGGGCCUGUGGCUGCCACUGACGACCGCCAAACUGCCGCGUCAUCAUGGUCACCCGCCCAUGGGCUGCAGCGGAGACUGUGUGAACACGACAUCAUGGGUCUGCGUGUUUGUGAGUGUGUGUUGUGUACUACCCUCUCCUCUCCCAUACUCAGGGCGAGGAAGGAACUGAUAAAUGGACCAGACCAAUGUGCUGCUCCCCCCCCCCCCUCCUUUCAAAACUAAGUGGUGUUCAAGUUCUCAGACGGCUAAUGGCCCAUUACAGCGAAACAACUCGACGGCGUCGGGGAAUUGACUCAAUGUUAUCUCAAUACUGACAGCCAACCUGUUACAUGACGUCAGGUGUAGUCAAAUGACACAAAACAUGUAGAAAUCCUUUUAUAGGACCGCAGGGGAAAAGCAUUAGCCUAACUACACCAAUUUUAAUAGAGAUGUAUGUAUAUUGUCUGACUAACCAAAGCCUGAU
This is a messenger RNA of Oncorhynchus mykiss (rainbow trout), 2226 nucleotides long. It is a transcript of the gene bmp6, whose product is annotated as bone morphogenetic protein 6. Gene Ontology annotation, biological process: BMP signaling pathway. Gene Ontology annotation, molecular function: cytokine activity; growth factor activity. Gene Ontology annotation, cellular component: extracellular region. The record is from RefSeq and is a predicted model, not a curated record. Lineage: Eukaryota; Metazoa; Chordata; Actinopteri; Salmoniformes; Salmonidae.